UUUUGCCGGUCCCUCGCAGCGCUCUCAUCGCCGGGCGGAGGCGGCAGCGGCCGGGCCCGGUGCCCGGGGCUGUGAGGGGAGCGGGCACCGCACGGAGCCAUGGCCAUCGCCGCCGUGCCCGCGGCCGAGUCCCGGCUCUGCGGGAACUGCAAAAAGGACAUUCCUGCAGUCAAUUUUGUCAUCCAUGAAAUCCACUGUAGAAGAAACAUUGAAAUAUGCCCCUACUGCAGCGACUCCAUCCCAAAGUCUGAGAUGAAGAACCACAUUGAGUCUGAACAUGUGCAGGUCACCUGCAAGUGUAGGAUGAAGAUGGAAAGCAGCCUCCUAAAGGAUCAUGAGGCAUCCUCUUGCCCCCUGCGCCCCGUGCUGUGCCAGUUCUGUGACAUCCAGCUGGCCUUCAGCAAGCUCCAGGAGCACGAGCUCUACUGCGGGGCCAGGACCGAGCCCUGCGGGCGCUGCGGCCGCCACGUCCUGCUCAGGGAGCUGCCGGAGCACCCGCGGGUCUGCGGGACACGGGAGACACCGGAGAGGGCAGCCGAGGGCAGCGCCACCGCGCCGGCCUCCCGGAGUGAGGGUGGAGCCAGGGGGAACCGGCGGGGAGCAGGGGAUGAGCCAGAGAGACCUGAAAUCCUUCAUUCCCAGCUUGCUGAAGACUGGAAUGCUGACCUGGACUAUGUGUUGGCUCUCAGCCUGCAAAGUGAGAAUAAUCCUCACCAUAAUUCUGCAGCUGACAUUCCCAGGGAUUUCUGGGAAUACGACUACACCAAAGAGCCUGGACAAUCUGCCCACCUUGGUGGAACAGACCUGUCCAACAUCUCCUGUGACUCUCCAGGGUCCUUUGGCACAUCAAACCACAGCAAAAUAGACAAGGACAUGAUCAUGUUGCCCUGCGAGUUCUGUGAGGAGCUGUGUCCUGCUGAAGAUCUGAUCCUUCACCAGACAGGGUGUAACCCAGCAAGUGCCGUUGCUUCGUUCAGUAAGAGAAGUUCGUCUGCAAAUCCAUGGGAAUACAGUGGUCUGCAGGCUGGGGGGGCCAACAGCCACAGGACUGUCCCUUCAUCCCAGCCCCAAGCUGUCCAGGAAGAAGGAGACAUCAUGAUUCCAUGUGAAUUCUGUGGCAUCCAGCUGGAAGAGGAGAUUCUCUUUCAUCACCAGUGUUUCCCCAGGAAUUUUCACCUGAGUGAACUUCACUUGACCAGCACUGUGUGUUCUGUGCAGCACCACUGUGACCUGCGCCCUGCCAGCCCCACAGGUGACACUGCAGCUCGGGAGGUGCCAGCCCAGCCCCACGGGGACAGACGGGAAUCGCCGGAGCCGGCUCGGCGACGGAUCCGGCACCAAGGAGAUGUUUCUCCUUGGCACGCAGAAGGCUCUGGGAAGCUGGGGCUGUGCCCUUCUGCAGGGACCAGGCUGAGGACCGAGGUGGCCAAGGCUGGGAGCGCAGCAUUGUCCCCUCCAGGGAGAGCCGGUGACGCUCCGGCUGUGCGGGGCAAGCCCGGGAAGGGGAGUGGCAGUGAGGGGACACGGAAGGACAGGGGUGACUCUGCAGCUGGGACAGCACCCCGGGCCAGACCUGCUCGGCAAUUCCAGGCAGAAACCUUCACUUCCAGCUCCUCCAGAGCUUCUCCAGCCCAGCCAAGCUCUGGCACUGCAGGAGGAGGAAGGAGCCUGGGGCUGUCGGACGGGCGCAGCGGCCUCCGGCACCGGAGCUCCAAGGCAAAAGCCCAGAGCCCAGCAGCCGGACACCCAGAGGAGUGAGCCAGUGCCUGUGGAAAACAUGGAACGCCCGGCCCUGCCCCCCGGCUCUGCCAGACUCUUGCAAGCAAAUUCUAACACUGAGCUUCAAUUUUUAGGCAGUGACCAUUUUCUAAAUCUCUAUUUUUAAUCUGUGAGAGCAAACUUCAGGUUUUUAUGUCUCUGAUCGCCUCGAGCACCACCCCCACGGCAUCAAAUUGAAUCUCACCUUGGGCCCCACCUGAGUUCUGUGUCCCUGUGGGCUCCUUGUGCCACCCUGAGCUCUGGGUGUGUCCUGCCCUGGAAUGCUCAAGGGACAGCUGGUGACACCAACAGGGAGCAGUCAGUGCUCUGGACCUGUCCCACGCAGAGCAUGGGUGAGGGUUGGGGCUCCAAGGCUUCUCAGUGCUGCAUUUUCAAGUUUAAAGCUUUUUAAGUUAAGUUUCUUGGAAUAAAAUUUCUCUAAGACUGUCCCAAACCGUUGUGCAGUGCCAUGUGUCCCCUGGGGUGACAUGGGACCACAGCCCCUGCUGAGGAUCCAUUCCUGCACUUAUUCCCUGCCCUGGGUUCUGUUACUGUUGGAAUCCCUGGGACUUUGGGAAGUGGAGCAGAUCCUGGCUUACACCCAUGAGCAUCAGCCUAAUUAAGGAGGUGCAGCAGAUGGCACUGGCAGGGCUAAUUAGCCACCCCUAGGCAGGGUCCUUACCCAGGCCUUGUCUCAGGUGCCAGCUCCAUCCCACGGGAACAGCCAGAGCCCCACGAAGGCUGGAGGGAACUUCCUCCUAAAAUAAAGACAUUUUACAGAUGCUC
This is a messenger RNA of Serinus canaria (Common canary), 2544 nucleotides long. It is a transcript of the gene TRAFD1, whose product is annotated as TRAF-type zinc finger domain containing 1. The transcript is spliced from 11 exons. NCBI's taxonomy places the organism in Eukaryota, Metazoa, Chordata, Aves, Passeriformes, Fringillidae. The coding region runs from base 100 to 1758 and encodes 552 amino acids. The record is from RefSeq and is a predicted model, not a curated record.